CAAUAAUAAUAAUAAUUAUAAAAGAGAAGAAUAGUCUUACAGGAAUGAACAUUUGUGUAAAUAAAAUUAGAAAGUGUUAAAUAUUUUGCUCAGUCCCUCCUUGUACAAGAAUGGACCUGAACGCAUAUUAUAGUCAAAGAGGUAACUGCUGCAGGAUCGCCUACUUGCGCCCCAAGAAGAAGAGCUUUUUUCUUCACUUACAAGAUAUUUCCUUUUGAAGAGGAAUGUAUAUUCUUUAUUUUUCUAUACUCUAUAACUAAACACUAUUGCGAAGUUGGACGUAAUGCACAAGGAAUUGUCAUCGGCGUUUCGUUCGCUAUGGAGAGCUGGAAUGGCCGUCGCAAUUUCUACAAAGUUUCCUGGUCAUAGAUUCGUCUAUCGAGAUCUCUUACGAGAUGCAUUUCGAACGCAUAGUCCUUCUUACUUUUCUCAAGAGCGAGUCCUUAAUACAGUAAUGUUUUUACAAACAGCUUCCAUGAGAGGAACUCUGCAGCACAAACUUAUGAAAAACAGAUUCCAUAUCCAAAUGUUUCGAAGAAAACAGGGGAGACGGUUGGUGCACCUCUCUACUCCGGCGGAACGAAAGUAUUUUCUUUCUAUUUACGAUACCUAUGAAGCUUGUCUGAAGAAAAUUGGCCAUACUUACAAUAUUUACUUACUCUAGUUUAAAGCGAGGCGAGAAAUGAGGAGGAUAAAUCGUUUAUUUAACCUUCCCCCUAUCUGAUAUUGAAAAAAAAAAAACAAAAAAAAAAUACAAACUAGAACGCUAGCUACUACGCAUACUGUAAAAAGAAAACCUACCAUGCAGGAAGCGUGGUCGUGAGCCCAGAAAACCACAGAUCCAAAUUCAUUGUCAUUUGUGAGAGAUGUCUGCGGAACCAAUUCAAGUUUCUAUUCGAACAAACGGAGAUUGGUAAAAUAUAGCCUUUACGGGCUCAGCGUCGCGGUAAAGAGAAUGUCGUUCGAUGUACUGAAUAACAGAAUUUGGUAGAAGAUAGCGGAUCGACAUUCCCCUUCGAAUAAAUAAUCGAACUUUUGUCGAGGAUAUAUCAUUAUAAAUUAAUUGUUUGAUAACCAAAACAUUUCCACGGUACGCAAACAAAAGAUCAUGAGCAAGUAGAAAGGCCCAAACGUCACUUCCGGUCCGCUCGACAAUAACACAACCAAAAUUGCCAAGUAUAUGAUGCAAAUCCGAUUCCGACCAAACACCAGGUUCUCCCAUACUAGCAAUCAAAUCACCACCGGCCAAAAGCAUGAUCUUACAAGGACGACGAGAUCCAUCGGAUAAGCGAAUGCCACCGCGCUUCUUGUUAAUCUCUUCGUCAAAAUGGUCCAAGACUUCUGCAGUUCGUGUAUACUUUUUCUGAAGACUUUCCCAUGCAUCGACCAUCAACCAGCUGGAUGUACGCUCGCAAGCCAAUUCACACAUGCGGACUCGAUGAUGUGAAGGUGCCAAACCUUCUUUUUUGUAAUCAUCAUUGACUGGAGAGAAAUAACCAGCAAUCAAUUCCAUGUUAGUUUGUUCAUGAAUGGUAUCCGUUGCCAUUUCAAACAUACGUAAAUGGAGGUAGGUGAUGGGAGAAUAGGAUCCACAUGCAACCAGAACGAGAGGGAUCUUACUUUCAUCGAUCAAGUUUUCUCGAAAACGAUGACAAGGGAAUGAAUAGUUGUCUAAAUUACGAGCUUGACGAGUGAUACCACGGGGGACUUCCUCUAAAUCUAUAACUUCGCCAAAAGGAGCAACGUCACGACGAUCUUGUUGAAUAGAAGGACCACCCGUAUUUUGUGGAACCCAAGCGCGAGUUACACUAGGACGGCGUAUACGAGCUUCGUGUUCACGGGCAGCAUGAUCACCCAGCCAGUCUUCAUCAGGACUGUAUUCUCCAGAACUUUGACUUUGCUCACUCUUCUGGCUCUUUAAAUCGGGCUUGUUUGCUGGGGUUGAUGGACGGGUAUUUGCUGGUGUUUGUUGUGGAGUAGGACCGGGAGUCGGUUUUUCGAGCAUGCUGGUGGUGGAUAUUUUUGGCACACCAUCCUUAAUUGACGUUUCCAUGUUGUGAGCAAUAAAAUAAAACCAAACUGGUAAGGCAAUGAAACGAAUUGAAAGAAAAAUGCAAUAUAAAGAAUCCGUAAAGAAACAAGGUUGUUUAUACAAAAGAACAAAAAAAACGAACCGAUAAAACAGGAAUAAAGAAAACGAAAUAGUUGUUCCGCUAACUAAACACAGAUUGAAACAAGCAAAUAAAGAAAUAAAACCGAAAACCCUGUAAUUUGGAAAACGGAGAUAUCAAAAAGAAUGUAAUAAGCUACAAAAAUGUAAGGCUUAAUUAAACAAAACAAACUUGAGAUUUCGACCGUGUUGAAGAUGAGCAGAUAUUACAGGAAGGAUGAAAAACCGGUUACGAAGAAGAAAAGACUGAAAGGAAAAGCGACAAGCAACCUUCUUUAACCAAAUGUAGAAGUGAGGAUCCAAACAAUAACAGGGAUUAAUUGAAAAGCUACGCAGGAUUCCCAAUUUGAAAGCUAGCAAGGCCUGUCUUCGUAACGGAUGUGUAACCUAGGUAAGCUUUAGAUCCCACUCACAAUUCACUGUAAGAUAA
Molecule: messenger RNA, 2600 nt
Organism: Schizosaccharomyces octosporus yFS286
Lineage: Eukaryota; Fungi; Ascomycota; Schizosaccharomycetes; Schizosaccharomycetales; Schizosaccharomycetaceae
Product: DUF1763 family protein
Exons: 1
Coding region: 284-664 (126 amino acids)
Source: RefSeq, a predicted model, not a curated record